AAAUGAUGUCCAACCACGAUUGAGUAGUGAGCACGUAUCUGGAGAUUGCGAUUAGCAUCUAGGCUGCUGGCAGCAUCCGUGGGCUCAUUGGCAUUGAUCUAUCCUGAGUUUGCGCUUUGUAAUUGGCCGCACCGAUCCGCCCGCUGUAUCAAACCAUUGUCUCGACCGGGCCUUACCAAUCAAUUCACCAUGUCUCUUCCCUCGGCCGCCUCCAGCUCAUCGACGACUUUGCUACAACCUCCGUCCCCAUUUCAAUUCGAUCCUGUCACCGAUGCCAUCGAGGCGAUCGCCCGCGGAGAAUUUGUCGUCAUCAUGGAUGACGAGAGUAGAGAGAACGAAGGCGAUAUAGUAUGUGCCGCUGGAAAGUUGACAACAGAAGGCAUGGCUUGGAUGAUUCACUGGACGAGCGGCUUCAUCUGCGUCUCAUUACCACCUGACCGACUACAAGCUCUCAACCUACCGCCCCUCCUCCCUCCCUCCGGUAAAUCUCAAGAUCCAAAAGGAACAGCUUAUCACUUGACGAUUGAUUCAAAUGCUGCGAAGCAUCCAACGACGACGGGUAUCUCAGCGCACGAUCGGGCGCAUACCAUCCGCUUAUUGAGUGAUCCUUUGACCUCUGAAGAAGACUUUACGAGGCCAGGUCAUGUCGUCCCUCUGAGGUAUACGACGGGAGGCGUGAGCAAGCGUAGAGGCCAUACAGAGGCCACAGUGGACCUGUGCUACCUUGCUGGAUUGGAACCUGCUGGAGUUUUAUGCGAGUUGGUCAAUCCAGACGAUCCUGCUGGGUCCAUGGCAAAACGGGACGAUUGUUGGCGAUUCGCCAGGAACUGGGGACUCAAAUUGAUCAGUAUAGAAGACUUGUCGGAAUACGUCAAGAUGCAUGGGGCAGGCAGAAUACCAGGGGUGGAUGGAUCAAAGCGGGCGAACGGUGUAUAGUGUCAUGUUGCGGCUCUGCUAGCAAUUUCAUGAAGGGGGCAAGGGUAUAUAUCACCUUAUAUGCAUGGUCUGACGUGGC
Kockovaella imperatae is the source of this 1015-nucleotide messenger RNA. Its product is annotated as putative 3,4 dihydroxy-2-butanone-4-phosphate synthase. Gene Ontology annotation, biological process: aerobic respiration; riboflavin biosynthetic process. Bases 190 to 936 code for a protein of 248 amino acids. Gene Ontology annotation, molecular function: 3,4-dihydroxy-2-butanone-4-phosphate synthase activity. Lineage: Eukaryota; Fungi; Basidiomycota; Tremellomycetes; Tremellales; Cuniculitremaceae. Gene Ontology annotation, cellular component: mitochondrial intermembrane space; cytosol. The record is from RefSeq and is a predicted model, not a curated record. The transcript has 3 exons.